Molecule: messenger RNA, 935 nt
Organism: Olea europaea var. sylvestris
Lineage: Eukaryota; Viridiplantae; Streptophyta; Magnoliopsida; Lamiales; Oleaceae
Product: zeaxanthin epoxidase, chloroplastic-like
Exons: 6
Coding region: 1-576 (191 amino acids)
Source: RefSeq, a predicted model, not a curated record
AUGGCGCUGACCAAGGAGUUUCUCUCGAUUGAAUACAGAAAAAGAAGACCAUCCCCUAUCGUUUGGUUUAUUUUGAUUAUCAGGUACAUCAAGUUUGAUACAUUCACUCCUGCAGCGGAACGGGGGAUUCCAGUCACUAGAGUUAUUAGCCGCAUGACAUUGCAACAAAUCCUUGCUCGUGCAGUUGGAGAAGAUAUCAUCAUGAAUGAAAGCAAUGUAGUAGAUUUCGAGGAUGAUGGUCAAAAGGUUACUGUAAUACUUGAGAAUGGACAGCAUUAUGAAGGCGAUGUUCUAGUUGGUGCUGAUGGAAUCUGGUCGAAGGUGAGGAGAAAUUUGUUUGGACUAACAGAAGCUAUAUACUCGGGCUACACUUGUUACACUGGAAUUGCAGAUUUUGUUCCUGCUGAUAUUGAGACUGUUGGGUACCGCGUAUUUUUGGGACAUAAACAGUACUUUGUUUCUUCUGACGUGGGUGGAGGAAAGAUGCAGUGGUAUGCAUUUCACAACGAACCAGCUGGUGGCAUAGAUGUUCUGCGGGGUUGUUACUCUUUGAAUGCUUUUCUCUUGCCGAUUUAAGAUUAAUAGAUAAAGCUAAUGUAACAGUUGCAAAGCCUCUAAGGCAUAAUUCACUGAGCUUUCUCGUGUUGAAUCUCGCAUGACAUUUUGUUGACUAAAAGAUGACAAAAUUGUUUUUCCGCAACAUUUUGCGGAACAAAUAGAACUCUCCAAUCAUCUCAAUUUUUUGAAAAGCAGAAAAACGGAAUGCUGGUUUAUAUACGAGCUUGAACAUAAUUUCUUUUACUUGUAUUUCGUGGAAAGAAAUCUUCAAUCAUUUCAAAUUUUUGAAAAGCAGAGAAAACAGAAUGCUGGUUUAUAUACGAGCUUGAACAUAAUUUCUUUUACUUGUAUUUCGUGGAAAGACAUUUAUGCUGUUU